AACAGUUUGAAGAAAGGUUUGGCGACGGUGGUGCUUGUGGAGAGAGACGACUGGGGCUUGGAGUAGCACCACUGAAGUGCACCAGUCGUUCCUUUCAAUUUCCGAAUUAUUUCCCGUGGCUCUGGUGAAUAACAAUUAUAGCAUGCAAUGACUUUGCACUCGUGGAUACAUCAUCCGCUUUAGAUUAUUUGCUUGGUUUAUUAUUUUUUCGUUUUAGGUGAAUGGCGAGGAUACUUGAGGUACAAUCGAGAGUGAGUGGUUUUGACAAUAUGUGUUGCUGCAAUAUGGUAUGCAACCUAAAGGCUUAUGGAAUAUAGCCAGAUUUCUCACAAUCUGUAUGCGUUCUCAUUCAGCCCGGUUAAAAAUAAAUUAUUUCUGCUCGGCAUCAUGUUUUUACUCUGGGUAUAUAUGCUCUACUCCUGCGUGGGCUACUGCGCCCCCAUGCCAAGUUUGGUCGUGGACAAUAACCGGGGAAAGGAGACUGGGACGGGGUCCGUGGUCGGUAUAAGGACCGAGAAUAACGCCAGAGCGGACCUCAUGUCCAGACUACUCCCUAUCCCACCCUGGGUGGAUAUAGAAUCCGAUUACGACGAACCAUCCGUCCGGACCUCCUCCAGAGACCAGCUCAAUAAAGAGAUAGACGCGUACAGAGGAGUUGAGGACUGGGGUGAGAUGAGGGGUGCGGGGCAGAGAGCUCCUGAACCCGGUGCGAUGUCAAGUUUCUCCAACGACUUGGGGAGCAAGAAACUGCCGCAGGCGAUCAUCAUCGGGGUGAAGAAAGGAGGGACGCGCGCGCUGCUCGAGUUCCUCCGCGUGCAUCCAGACAUCAGAGCUGUGGGAGCCGAGCCGCACUUCUUCGACCGCAACUACGAGAACGGACUGGAGUGGUACAGGGAGCUGAUGCCCAAGACCCUGGAGGGCCAGAUCACCAUGGAGAAGACCCCCAGCUACUUUGUGACCAGAGAAGCCCCUGCCCGGAUCUCCGCCAUGUCCCGGGACACCAAGCUGAUCGUGGUGGUGAGGGACCCCAUCACCAGGGCCAUCUCUGACUACACACAGACGCUGUCCAAGAACCCAGACAUUCCCACCUUCGAGAGCCUGACCUUCAAAAACAGGACUACGGGGCUCAUCGACACGUCCUGGAGCGCCAUCCAGAUUGGCAUCUAUGCCAAGCACCUGGACAACUGGCUACAGUACUUCCCCAUGGGCCAGAUUCUGUUCGUGAGCGGGGAACGUCUGAUCAGCGACCCAGCCGGAGAGCUGGGCAGGGUGCAGGACUUCCUGGGACUCAAGAGGAUCAUCACAGACAAACACUUCUACUUCAACCAGACCAAGGGCUUCCCCUGCCUCAAGAAGGCUGAGGGCAGCAGCAAGCCCCACUGCUUGGGCAAAACCAAAGGGCGGACCCACCCCAACAUCCACCCAGAGGUGGUGCAGAGGCUACGGGACUUCUACAGGCCUUUCAACAUGAAGUUCUACCAGAUGACAGGACUUAACUUUGGUUGGGAUUGAUGGAUGUGAAUUUGGGAGAACACAUUGUUUAUUUUAUUUUCUGUAAUUCAGCUCACGAACAGAAUCUGUGUGUGUGUGUGUAAGAUGUACAGAAAUCUAUUUUAUAAUAAUUUAUUUUUUAUUUCUAAGCAAUUAAUUCACUAAGCUGCCUAACCAUAUAUGUACAUGCAUAAUAUCUGGCCCACACUUUGUUUUAUAUUUUUUACAUUCCACCCUUAAUGUUUUUUUUCUUUACUCUUCACUUAAUGGUCCCUCAUUUCAACUCAGUAGAGUUAAAAUGGUCCCUAAUGUCAACAGUAUAGUUUAAGUAAGAAUAGAGGGAUAUUGAUUAAGGCCCCGUUUUAUGGGUAUAGAGUGUUGACAGAACAGUAAUACAUACUCCAUUCAUGUGCAUUAGAUUUAAACAUUCAUUUUCAAUAGCCAUCAUCAAACCCUUCCUCAAUAGCCAUCAUCAGACCCAUCCUCAAUAGCCUUCCUCAAUAGCCAUCAUCAAACCCUUCCUCAAUAGCCUUCCUCAAUAGCCAUCAUCAAACCUUUCCUCAAUAGCCAUCAUCCAACCCAUCCUCAAUAGCCUUCCUCAAUAGCCAUCAUCAGACCCAUCCUCAAUAGCCUUCCUCAAUAGCCAUCAUCAGACCCAUCCUCAAUAGCCUUCCUCAAUAGCCAUCAUCAGACCCAUCCUCAAUAGCCUUCCUCAAUAGCCACCAUCAGACCCAUCCUCAAUAGCCAUCAUCAAACCCUUCCUCAAUAGCCAUCAUCAGACCCAUCCUCAAUAGCCUUCCUCAAUAGCCAUCAUCAGACCCAUCCUCAAUAGCCUUCCUCAAUAGCCAUCAUCAGACCCAUCCUCAAUAGCCAUCAUCAAACCCAUCCUCAAUAGCCAUCAUCAGACCCAUCCUCAAUAGCCUUCCUCAAUAGCUAUCAUCAGACCCUUCCUCAAUAGCCAUCAUCAGACCCAUCCUCAAUAGCCAUCAUCAAACCCUUCCUCAAUAGCCAUCAUCAGACCCAUCCUCAAUAGCCUUCCCCAAUAGCCAUCAUCAGACCCAACCUCAAUAGCCAUCAUCAAACCCUUCCUCAAUAGCCAUCAUCAGACCCAUCCUCAAUAGCCUUCCUCAAUAGCCAUCAUCAGACCCAUCCUCAAUAGCCUUCCUCAAUAGCCAUCAUCAGACCCGUCCUCAAUAGCCAUCAUCAAACCCUUCCUCAAUAGCCAUCAUCAAACCUGUCCUCAACAGCCAUCAUCAGACUCUUCCUCAAUAGCCAUCAUCAGACCCUUCCUCAAUAGUCAUCAUCAGACCCAUCCUCAAUAGCCUUCCUCAAUAGCCAUCAUCAAACCCUUCCUCAACAGCCAUCAUCAAACCUGUCCUCAAAAGCCAUCAUCAGACUAUUCCUCAAUAGCCAUCAUCAGACUCUUCCUCAAUGGCCAUCAUCAGACCCUUCCUCAAUAGCCAUCAUCAGACCCUUCUUCAAUAGCCAUCAUCAAACCCAUCUUCAAUGGCCAUCAUCAGACCCUUCCUCAAUAGCCAUCAUCAAACCCAUCCUCAAUAGCCAUCAUCAAACCCUUCCUCAAUAGCCAUCAUCAAACCUGUCCUCAACAGCCAUCAUCAGACUCUUCCUCAAUUGCCAUCAUCAGACCCUUCCUCAAUAGUCAUCAUCAGACCCAUCCUCAAUAGCCUUCCUCAAUAGCCAUCAUCAAACACCUUCCUCAAUAGCCAUCAUCAGACCCUUCCUCAAUAGUCAUCAUCAAACCCUUCCUCAAUAGUCAUCAUCAAACCCUUCCUCAAUAGCCAUCAUCAGACCCGUCCUCAAUAGCCAUCAUCCGACCCUCACCCCCACAUUACUCCUAUCGGUUUCUGUUCCAUCCAUUCAAACACUGUGUUUCAUUGUAAUUAGGUCCUAUCAGUUAUUACCGGUUACCCCCAUCCACAACCCAUUAUCCUACCGUCCCAUUGGCCUAACCAGCUGAUCUCCUGCCUUGUCAUUGGCCUAACCAGCUGAUCUCCUGCCCUGCCAUUGGCCCAACCAGCUAAUAUCAUGUCCCUUUCACUUAAUAACAGGUGGAUCAAUAGGCCUAACUGCUGCUCAUUGUGUCAGCCAUGCUUAAUGCGUGGCCUUCCUCUUCUAGUGCUCCUAUAGCCUGUUCUAAUGAAUGGCCCAUCCACCACAGGUCUAAAUCCUAUUUCUGACUGCAUCACAUUGAUAUGGCUCCAUGUUGACAUGAUGCUAAUGGAAUAACUUUACUGAGGCCCAUUGAUUCAGGUCUCCUCUCCACUAUACUCUUGCUCCCAUUACAAGACACUGUUGGCUCAGAGCCAGGGUUCAAAGGUCAUACACAAUCAAAUUUGCUGUGAGGGACAUUCGAUUUGUUGAAUAGAUUGAGAGGGGAGGACACACUGGAUCAGGGGAGUACUGUAGUAUAGUCCUUGAAUGCAUCCCAUAUGGCACACUACCCUAUAUAGUGCACUACUUUAGACCAGAGCCUUGUGAACCCUGGUCAAAAGUAGUGAAAUAUAAAGGGAAUAGGGUGGCAUUUGGGAAACCCAUUGUCUUCAUGGUGCAGUGAGAAUGCUUGGCAUGAGUUGAGAUAGGAUGUCUGAUACAGAUGAUAUGAAAACAUUCUUCAUAUGAGAAACAGUCUAGUUAUGCUGGCCCAGACUCUCACAGGUAGGGGCUACUUCAAAGCCAUCCUAUCCUCUAUGGAUUGUAAAACUGCUGAAUAUGCACCCUAUUCCCUACAGUGUACUACUUGUGACCAGGGUCCAUAGUGAAUAGGAGACCAUUUGGGUUGUAAGCCUAAAACGGCUGAGUGUGGAGGGACCCAGAGUGAAUAUGCACAUCCUUUCCCCUACAUACUACACAUUAAAUUCCCUCCAAUCAAAUGCAAAGUUGAAAGUGUCUGUCACUGACUAUUGGCAAUUUAAAAGUAUAUAAAAAAAAGAAGUGACAGCAUGGUACUUUUUUCACGUUUUAAGAAAAUGUUGCGCCUCUAAACUACCCAGUCUAAUUCAAAUACCCAACCUCCAUCUCAUUUCAACAGUGUGGAACCAUUUAUGAAGGUAGAUUAAAAAAAAAUCUCAAACCAGUGGAUGGUAUUAGUGGAGAUGAGGGGUUGUCCCAGCAUUUUACUGGUCCCUUAUUCACAUAGUGGCUUUUACCACCAAGGAAUUUACACCUGUUUUCAAUGAUCAUGCCUGUAUGGACAACGCCUCAACCUCCCCUUCUCUCCUUAUAGUGCAAUGUUGGUGGAAAACAUUUAAAAUGGCCUUUGUAUAGAGCAGGAAAUUCUGAAUCUGAGUAAUGUCAAUCUUUCUCCCUGUAACGGUUGGAGUAAAGGAGACUGGGGCAGUUGCCCUCUGUUACAUUUACAGUCCCACUAAUGCAUUGGAAUUAUGGUGUUAUUCAUGUUACUAAGAGAGCAGUUGUGCAUCCUAAAUGGCACUCUAUUCCUUAUUUAGUGCACUACUUUUGACCAAGGCCUACAGGGCUCUGUUCAAAAGUAGUGUACUUUAUAGGAAAUAGGAUCGGUCCGAAAGGAAACGCUAUCUGAAAAGCUUGCACUCAUGGUCACGAUCCACGCUGCUGUAUCCGUUCUGGUUGAGUUUUAUUCAACCCUUUUAGAGAUCUACAAAAUAUAAUGCUACUAGGGUUGUUAGUCUUUCCCACCCCGUCUGCGUAUAAUGUGGUUCAUAUUUAGAGGUUUAGCAGAUUCGGUAUGUUUAAAAAUGAAAAGGAACAUGGACAUCAAGUAUUUUGUGGUAUCUUGUACGUCAAAGGAAUUUUACACGGUGAAAGAGCAAAAUGGAAGAAAUGUUUUUAAAUAAUGAAAUGCUGAACAUUCAAACUAUUUCUUUGUAUGAAGAAAUAAAGUAUAUAUAUUUUACCAAAAA
This is a messenger RNA of Oncorhynchus masou masou (cherry salmon), 5390 nucleotides long. RefSeq names its product heparan sulfate glucosamine 3-O-sulfotransferase 3B1-like. NCBI's taxonomy places the organism in Eukaryota, Metazoa, Chordata, Actinopteri, Salmoniformes, Salmonidae. Bases 307 to 1512 code for a protein of 401 amino acids. Gene Ontology annotation, molecular function: [heparan sulfate]-glucosamine 3-sulfotransferase activity. The record is from RefSeq and is a predicted model, not a curated record. The transcript is spliced from 2 exons.